Molecule: messenger RNA, 1095 nt
Organism: Exophiala aquamarina CBS 119918
Lineage: Eukaryota; Fungi; Ascomycota; Eurotiomycetes; Chaetothyriales; Herpotrichiellaceae
Exons: 1
Coding region: 1-1095 (364 amino acids)
Cellular component (GO): catalytic step 2 spliceosome
Source: RefSeq, a predicted model, not a curated record
AUGAUAUCCUCGGCAGUGGUGAUCCCCGAUGAGCCUGAACCCUCAUUGCCGACCACGUCUCUCAAGAGGCGCCAGUCAGAACGAUCAAAGUCGCCGGACUCGAGCAAACGGCCUCGCCUCGACAGCCAUUCCUGGACCAUCUCAAGCAAUCACAAUGGCGCGAGAUCGCCUUCCUCUCCUCGCGCCGCGCGCAACGCAUCUUCGCCAACCUCGACCACCUCGGCAGUUGCAGUAGGAGGACAAGCAAUGUCACCUCCGCGCCGACGUGCCACGGCCAACAACAGCGAUGAGAAGUCGCGCAAUCGACGCCUUUUCGGCGCACUACUAGGAAACCUUGCGCAGCCGGCGGCAUCAUCGCGCACAAAGUCCUCUCCCGCAAUAACAGCAACGGCUGCCAGACGGCGCGAGGACAUAGAGUCUCGGCAACGGCAACGCCUGCAGCGGGAGAACGAAGAGAUCUCGGAGCACGCGCGCCGGAAAAGGGAAGAGCUGAACAGGACGCGGAAGGUUGAGCAGCGCCGCUGGGACGAGGAGGCGAUCAGGACCAGACAUACCAACAUGAGUGCCAUGGCGGAAUUUUUGAGGACGGACACUGAGCCGAUGUUGUAUUAUAAGCCUUGGGAGAUGCGAGCGCAAGAGGAAGAGACUGUGAGGCGACAGAAGGAUGAAGUGGAGGAGACGAUUAAUCGGGAGUGGGAGGCGUGGGAGAGGAAAAAGCGGCAGCAACAGCAGCAGGAGAAGACCGCUGUUGUGGCAGGUACUCCGGGCGACCGACAGCGGGAUGAUGGUGCUGUGGUGCAAAGUGGCAGCACAAAUGGCACCAUGGAGAGCAGACGGGGACUGAGAUCGGAAGAUGUCCCCAUGAAUGGAGGUGUCGAUGGCCCUGCCAAUGCAUUGCCACAGGCUCAAAACCGAGCACCGUCUCCCGCAUCGACUCGAGAGGAUGCGAAAGAUUCUUCGCACUCUCCCGCGCGGUCCAGGACUGAGGCUAAAGGAGCCGGCGGGCCGGGUAGUGACCGGCCGCAGUCCAGCAAGGAUGACGAUCAUGGCGGCGAAGAACUCGAGCUCGGACAGGAGGACGAUGUUAUUUACUAA